This is a messenger RNA of Trypanosoma conorhini, 651 nucleotides long. Its product is annotated as copper homeostasis protein. The record is from RefSeq and is a predicted model, not a curated record. NCBI's taxonomy places the organism in Eukaryota, Euglenozoa, Kinetoplastea, Trypanosomatida, Trypanosomatidae. Gene Ontology annotation, molecular function: copper ion binding. The transcript has a single exon. The coding region runs from base 1 to 651 and encodes 216 amino acids.
AUGGUUUUAAAGGAGUUCUGUGCAGAGGGUUAUGAGCGGAUCCCAGACGCCGUAGCUGCAGGGGCGCAGCGUGUUGAGCUUUGUGCCCGCUUGGAUGUCGGUGGUGUUACCCCGUCCGCUGAGACGAUCCACAAGACAGUGGAGUAUUGCCACGCCAGAAAUGUUUUGGUAAUGGUCAUCAUACGCUGUAGAGGAGGCAAUUUCUAUUAUAGUGAUGAGGAAUUUCAGGUAAUGCGGGAAAGUGUCCUACUGGCGAAGUGCUCGGGGGCGGAUGGUGUUGUUGUUGGGGCCAUUGAUGCCCUUGGUAAUGUAGACCCUCGGAUUGGCAUCUUGGUGUCUGCUGCUGAAGGACUGUCUCUUACUUUCCACAUGGCUUUUGAUGAAAUCCCCGCUGAAAAGCAAUUCCAAGCCAUUGAUGUUUUGACGACGUACGGAUUUCAUCGCAUUCUAACCCAUGGAGGACCUGCAGGUACCAGUAUUGAACAAAAUAUGCAUCGCCUGACAGAGCUAGUCGCAUAUGCUAAAAAUCGCAUAUCUAUUAUGCCUGGGGGAGGGGUGACGACCUCGAAUGCUGACAGAAUUGUCAGGGAUUUGGGCGUCACCGAAGUUCAUGGAACACGGAUUGUGCGGUUUCUCCAAUCAAUUACAUAG